AUGCAGGACAGCCAGGCCUCCCGCAAGGCCAACGGUGUUCUGCCCAUGCCUGCAAACUCGUCUGCCACCGACGCGCCGAGCGCAUCACGAUCCAACAAGAGCAAGACGCCCGUCGAAGGCGACAAGGUCAUCAUCAGGAGGCUGCCCCCAGGCAUGACGGAGGAGGAAGUCUGGACCAUUUUGGGCGACAAGUGGAAGGCCGGCAAUGGCCUGGUCGACUGGUGUGACUUCGCCCGGGGCAAGGUGUCGCAAGACCCGGCCAAGUCGUCAAGGCCCGGUCGUCUAUACCUGCACGUCAAGAAGCGCGAAAGCCUGGCGGAGCUCGAUGAGAUUGUCCAGACGAGGACCUGGGAGGACGCCAAGGUCACCCACAACAACCCAUGCCUCGUUGGGCCGCCAUCCCUAGAAUACUGCAUCUACAAGAAGAUCCCCGGCGCCAGGAAACGAUCCGACGCCAGACAGGGGACGAUCGACCAAGAUCCAGAGUUUAUGAGUUACCUCCUGUCUCUGACCAACCCGGAGACGGAGAAGGAAGGCGAGACAGGCGAAGAUCCGUCAGCAGGAGAGAGCAAGCCGGACACCAAGGUCACGACUACGCCUCUCAUCGAGUACAUCAAGGAGAAGAAGGCGAACAGGGCGAAGGAGGCCGCUGCAGCAAAGAGUGCUAAGCAUGCUCGCCAGGAAUCCCAGAGCACCAAGAACAGCAAGGCCAACGCUGACGACGGCAAAAAGUCCAAGAGAGACAGGGACGGCAAAUCCAACAAGUCGCCCGAAAAGCCCAAAGAGACGGUGCGCAUCCUGACGAAAAAGGCGACGGCUGAGGCGGCCAAGGCUGCGGAGAGUGCGGCGAGCCAAAUCAACGAGGCCACAGCGGCGGCAGCUUCCUCUUCUGAGGCCCCGAAGAGCCGACGGGCUAACAUUGCGGCCGCCGCACGUCUUCUUCAGAGGGAUCUUGGCCUGAGUCCGGGAAGCGCUCAUAGGAGGGCGCGACUCAACGCAGCCAAGACAGAGGCCGAAUCCAAGACAUCGUCUACCAAGGAAGCCAGCACGGCAGCGGGUGAAGCGACGCCGGCAGCCAGCUCAUCCACGCCCAGCCCAGCCACGGCUGCCCAGUCGGCCGAGAAGCCAGCUGCCCCGACUGCCCCCAAGUCAGGCCGCUCGCGCCGGGGCGGCGGCGGUGGGAAGACUUCGGCUGAAGCAAAGAACAAGGGGGCGGAAAAUACCACCGCACCGGCCGCCUCCACACCAGCAAAGACGCCAGUUGUCCUCCUGCGGAAGAAGGAAUCUGCUCCGGCACCGCCAGCAGCCGCCGCCACCACCGCAGCAACAACGACAAGCGAGACAGCGACACCUGCAGCAGCCGCCGCGGGCCCCAAAUCGGCCUCGACACCCACAGGUCCCAAGGGCUCAGGCAAGGGAUCCGGGUCUAAAAAGUCAGGCGCAGGCGUGACGGCCGGCGCGACCCGCGGCUUCGUCAAGCACGCCAACCCCUCGCAGGGCGUGACCGAGGCCCUGCUCAAGGCGACCCUCGAGACGUUUGGCGUUGUCACCUUUGUCGAGAUCGACCGCCGCAAGGGCUUCGCGUACGUCGACUUUGCCGACCACGCGUCGCUCGUCAGGGCCAUCACCGGCAGUCCCGUCACCGUGGCCCAGGGCACUGUGCAGGUGCUCGAGCGAAAGGAGAAGAAGCCGGCUGGUGGAGGUGGCGGUGGCGGUGGCACAGCAGCGGCAGCGGCAGCAUCGUCUUCAGCAGCCGCAUCAGGAACAGGAACGGCAGCGCCAGCCGCGUCGACGACGACUGCCACCCCCGCGGCUUCAUCAUCGUCGGGCCCUGCAGAAAAGACGGAGCACACGGGGUCUGGAGGUAGGAGGAACAGACGCGGUCGCGGCGGCGGCGGCGGCGGCGGCGGGAACAAAGCAGCUGCAACAGGAGAAAGCGGUGGCGGACAGCGAGGAGGCGGCGGAGGCGGCGGUUCCAAGGGUGCGGCUGCGGGAGCCAGUUGA
Molecule: messenger RNA, 2004 nt
Organism: Verticillium nonalfalfae
Lineage: Eukaryota; Fungi; Ascomycota; Sordariomycetes; Glomerellales; Plectosphaerellaceae
Exons: 2
Coding region: 1-2004 (667 amino acids)
Biological process (GO): positive regulation of translation; nuclear-transcribed mRNA catabolic process, nonsense-mediated decay
Cellular component (GO): cytoplasm; nucleolus
Molecular function (GO): mRNA binding
Source: RefSeq, a predicted model, not a curated record